Molecule: messenger RNA, 2389 nt
Organism: Boleophthalmus pectinirostris (great blue-spotted mudskipper)
Lineage: Eukaryota; Metazoa; Chordata; Actinopteri; Gobiiformes; Gobiidae
Gene: adisspb
Product: adipose secreted signaling protein
Exons: 6
Coding region: 273-815 (180 amino acids)
Source: RefSeq, a predicted model, not a curated record
UGAGUGCGGAGAGCGCAUGAGAGAGCGCGGUGCUGAGGGGGAGAGCGGCGGAAUUGGGUCUCCGCUUGUAUUUUGAUCCUCGGAGCUGUGUCAAUCGGAUCUCUCAUAGAGCUGCACUUCAAACCCCAAGUUACAGACUCAAACUAGGCUCUUUCUUCGCAUUAAGACGCAUUUUCCGUCGUGUGUAAAAGGGUUGAUCUGAGGACACACGGCUGAGAUGACAAAGCUGUGACAGUGCCUCCUGAAGUGCGUUUUGGACAAGUUUGUGUGCUAUGGCGACUGCAAAGAAGAGUUGUGCGAAAACCGGAGGGGUGCGUUUUUCAGAGGAACACCACCAUCCUCACCACCAUGCAGCCCAUGCCUCUUCACACGUGCACUUCGAUGAAAAACUACACGACUCAGUUGUCAUGGUGAUGCCAGAGGAUGAUGGGAACUUCAUGGUCAAGGUUGGUUUCUUAAAGACACAGCACAAAUAUGAAAUCAUCUUCACGUUGCCGGAGGUUCCAGCUUUGGGGAAAAACGUGUGCCCCGCCCCUGUUCCGAGCCCACAUAUGCGGAUCACAGACCUCACGCCUCUGCCUGAAGGGGGUCUUAGGGUGACCUGCGAGUACAUGGCCCAGGAGGAGGGUGUUCUGUGUGAGGAGGUGCUGCUGCUCAGUGAGACCAACGAGGAUGUGUGCAUCAAGGUCAAAGUUCAUGCCAGAGUUAUGGACCGGCACCACGGGACACCCAUGCUUUUGGAAGGUGUGCGAUGCAUCGGGGUGGAGCUCGAGUACGACUCCGAACAGAGUGACUGGCAAGGAUUUGACGAAUGACAAUCUCCUCUUAACAAAAGUUAACAUAAACAUAAACCUGUGGAACAACUUUCUCUUUAAAAUGCUGUUUACAACCAUUUUAAGGCGGCAUAAUUGUUAGGACUUUUCACUUCACUUAUUUGCUAAACCAAAAGUACUGUUUAAGGGACAUUAUCUCCCAUCUUCUCCACGUGCUGUUCCAAAUUCAAUGUGCUUUGCUUCCUUGAACCCUAGAGGGCAGCAGUGCUUUUUGCAUACACGCAGCUCGACUGUUACUGCACUUGCAAUUCAAGUUCAAACGUAUGAAUGACAGGCAGUGGUAACGUUGUAUAGUAAUUACACUUUAAUUAACCUUAAUAAAAUGCAAAAUUUUCAUAAUGAACAUAUUGUUUUUUAGGCUUAGUAACUACUUAAUACCCCAAUCUCUUACUUAAGUAGUUACUAAACCCCAAUAAUUAUUUAUAAACUAUUUACUCCUUAUGUAUUAAAGCUUUGUUCAUGUUUAUUAAGGAUAAAUAAGGUGUAGUUAUUAUGAAGUGAUACCCAAGCAUUUAAGGUUAGAGAAUAUUUUCAAGGAACAAUAUAUUCAAGACUUGUAUUGGGGAGUUUUAACAGUCCAAUUGUCCAAAAUAGACCAUUAUUGGCACUAUAGAAGGCUUUAAGAAAAUUUAAUUGGGACAAAACUGUUUUUAGUUUGCUCACUUUCUAAGUUAUAGUAUCUUUUAAUUAUGGUUAGGUGUGUCCUGAAUGAAUUUAACUGCAUAGUAAAAAGGUGAAAAACUAGAUGAUAGGGUCAGUACAUUUUUAUACAAGUACAAGAGCGGUUAUGAUGCCAAAGGAACUUUUUAUUGGUGCUAGAUGGAUUAAAUACAAAUAAGCAUUUUUAGUAUUACAUUAAUAUAGUUACUGGCACAGAUCUGGCAUAACUUAAUGAGCUUUGGCAGGUGAAGCAAGUUUAACAAUGUUAGCAAAGAAAUGGAGAAACUGCAGUAGCGCAUCUCCCAAACCUCUGCAGUGGUCAAUGUCUUUUUGAUUUUACUACUUGAUUUUACUUCUCAUGUACUCUCAAAGUUUUGAUAUGAUAAACUUUUGACAGUUUUCAAUCAGAGGUUUUCAAAAAUAUACAUAAUUUCCGUCCCUCAGUUUGACCUUACAGGUUUUUCAGAGUUGGUAAAGAGAAAAAAAAGUCUUUCAUGAAGCCUUCACAAAAAGUGCCUUUCAUCAAAGCCAAUUGUCUUUGUUGACAUUGUUGUAGUAAUAUUUUCCUUUGCUUCACUUUUAUCAUUCUCAUUUUCUCACAAAUAUAAAUAAAUCUGGUAUCAAAUUUUUCUGUUCAGUUUUACAUCAAAAGUGCCAAGAAUCUGUUUGUGUGAACUGUCCUAACAUAUUUUUCUUUGGCUUUGUUUGCGACACACUUUGAAGUAAAAAAUAAGUCUUCUAUGUAGAUUUGUUCUGAUGUUUGCUUAGUUGUAAUAGGCCAGAUUUCAAUGUGUCCCAACUAAAGUGCUAUAGGAACGUAGUGGUUUAUUUGUUCUUUGUUGAGUGUGGUUUGAAUUUUUAAUGUUGAAAAUGAAUAAAAUUGUGUUUUGACUUUG